UAUAAGUUCCUAAAAAUUUAAUUUGAAGAUGUGUUGUCGGUGGUGUAGUUGGUAGGGUGUUUGCCUCGUGGGGAAGGUCUGCUGGGUUCGAAUCCUUUUGAGUGUUUUUUAUUUUUGUUAUGUUUUCUAUCACGUUUUUUUGUGGUUUUAAGUAAGAGAUUUUUAUUUUACAUAUCUUUAAAUUAUUUUUAGUGCUGUUUAGAGGAGAUUUAAACAUAUUUUUGGGAUUUUUUGUCGCGAAUUUUCGAAGAAAAUUUUUUUUUAUUUUUAUUGUUUUUUAAUUUAAAUUUUUUUAAAUAUUUUUUUAGAUUUUAUAGAAUUCUUCUUUGAACUACAAGUCUUUCUAAAAAAUGGCUCAUUUAAUUCAAGAUGGUUUUGUUGUGAAUGACGCCAAAUGGAAAUUGGGAAUAUUCAUUACCGAUCUAAACAAAUCAAAGGAUAUAUUGGUUAGAGGAGACUUGACAAUUGGGAAUUUAAUGAUGCAAUUGGUUGAACAAAUGGAAGAAAAUCAAGAUUGGAGUGAUCACGCAAUUUGGUGGCCUGACAGACGAAAGUGGCUUAAACAUACAAGAAGCACUUUGGAUCAAAUUGGAGUUACUGCUACAACAUUUUUGGAGUUUACACCGAUGCAUAAACCUGCGAGAGUGGAGUUGCCUGAUAGACAGAUUUUAGACGCUCGUCUAGACUUUUCUGUGCCAGUACUCAAAGUCACACAAAAAUUGUGCCAAGAAUUAGGAAUUCGCCACCCAGAAGAAUUAUCAAUUAAACGCGAUAUUCCAACAGAUAUUUUACGUAAAGGGGCGCAUGUGGAGGCAGAUCAACAUAUACAGCCUUAUAUGAAGCCGGGAGAAGAAUCUAUUGGACCUGGAACGUUGAGAACUGCAAAACCAAUUAGAGCGUCUACAAUGAAUUUAAGUGGAGGGAGAGGAUCGCCUGUUUCUGGUGCUGCUGCUAUGGGACCUGGACAUCCUUUUAACGCUUCAGAAAUUGGUACAUUGCCUAAACCUGGAACGCUGCCUCGAGGAAUGAGUCCUGGACCGGCUGCUUAUCGUGAAGCUCUUGGAAGAACACCCGAACCUGGGUUUAGCGAAGGCCUCGAAGACGAUUUUUUCGAUCACAAUUUAAUCAAUUCACCCAAAAUUGUGCCUAGCCGUGAUUCUUUUAAGCCUCAGAAUUAUUUGGAGAAGGCAGCCUUAAAUAGAGGAUGGCUUGAUUCUUCACGUUCAUUAAUGGAGCAAAGCAUAUUUGAAGGAGAAACUGUUUUGCUUCGAUUUAAAUUUGCUACAUUUUUUGAUAUAAAUUUGAAGUAUGACCCCGUACGUAUUAAUCAAUUAUACGAACAAGCAAAGUGGUCUAUUUUAUUGGAGGAAGUGGAACAUACUGAAGAGGAAUCUGCUUUGUUUGCUGCUUUGCAGUUUGGAGGUACUCGUUCUAGUGUAGUGGUUAGUGAUUUUGGUUCACCCUAUGAGUGGGUGAGGUUGCAAGCAACACUUCAAAGAGACACACCUGAACGCGAAUCGCCUGAACGAGAUGAAGUUGAUGUUAUGCUUGAUGAAUUGGAACAAACUUUGGAUGCUGCUGCUUCUAUAAGUCGAAGAGAAUUAACUUAUGUGCCUGAAUUGACCGAAUAUUUGAAAUAUGUAAAACCAAAAAAGCUCGGUUUCAACAAUUUCAAACGUGCCUAUUUUACGUUCCGUGACCUCUAUUUAAGUUACUACAAUUCUGCACAGGAUGCUAAUGGUUCUGUUAAAGUUAAAAAUUCAAAAAUUUCUUUUUUAGGCCCUCCCCUUGGUCAUUAUUACAUGAAAGGAUGUGAAGUAACUCAAGAAUUGAGCGUCACUCAAGGCAAAUUCCAUAUAAAAUUACAAUUGCCAAGUGCUGAAGGGAUGACGGAAAUGAUUUUGAAAUGUGACACGGCUGCUUGUCGUCUCGCUUCCCGUGGUAAAACAAUGGCCGAUUCUUCGUAUAAUUCUGAAAUGGAAUCAAUCAAAAAAGUUUUGCAGAUGCAAGCUGGAAGAGCCAAACAACAAAAUGGAAGUUCUGUUGAUAAAAGAAAAGUUAGACAGCCAGUUCAAUUACCUCCAGAUUUUAAUACAGAAGAAUAUGCCUCUCAACGUUAUGUUCGUCGAACCGGAAACAGAAAUUUGCAACAUCGAAUUUCCGAUGCCCAUUCAAAUGUCAAAACCCUCAGUUGCUCUGAAGCAAAAUUGCAAUAUAUUAGAAAUUGGGAAGCUUUACCAGAGCAUGGAUUGCAUUAUUUUAUUGUUAAGUUUAGGAACGGAAAGAAUAAUAAAUCAGAAUUAAUUGCUGUAGCACACAAUAGAAUAAUGAAAAUAAAUAGUGACAGUGGGGAAGCUACAAAGACUUGGAGAUUUGCUGGAAUGAAAAAAUGGCACGUUAACUGGGAAAUUCGUCAUAUAAAAGUACAAUUUGAUACGGAAGAUAUUGAAUUUAAACCGUUAAGUGCUGAUUGCAAGGUAGUACAUGAAUUUAUUGGAGGAUAUAUAUUUAUGUCAUUACGAAGCAAAGAUCAAAACCAAACUUUGGAUGAAGAAGGAUUUCAUAAAUUAACUGGUGGAUGGGGAUAA
This is a messenger RNA of Meloidogyne enterolobii, 2588 nucleotides long. Lineage: Eukaryota; Metazoa; Nematoda; Chromadorea; Rhabditida; Meloidogynidae. The record is from the annotation of a GenBank genome assembly.